Messenger RNA from Cercospora beticola, 2570 nucleotides. Its product is annotated as KH domain-containing protein. Gene Ontology annotation, cellular component: nucleus; cytoplasm. Gene Ontology annotation, biological process: regulation of gene expression. The record is from RefSeq and is a predicted model, not a curated record. Lineage: Eukaryota; Fungi; Ascomycota; Dothideomycetes; Mycosphaerellales; Mycosphaerellaceae. Gene Ontology annotation, molecular function: mRNA binding.
GCACACCACCACCUCUUACCAUCUCAUCCUUUACUGCACCAUCAUCGACGCAUAACAAUCAAUCGUGCGACGAUCUGAAAAGUACACAUCGACACCAGCGCCCUCGCUGCGACGCGCCAACAUGGCGCAACCGGCCCCCGACAUCUCUCAGAUCCUGGCCGCACUGGCUCAGCAGCAGCCGGCAGGCUCUCCAGCGACCUCUGCUCCACCGCAACAGCUAUCGCAUCAACCUCCGCCGGGCUAUCCUCCUCCCGGGGUCAUGCCCGCGCAACCGCCGAGCGCGCCUCCUCAGCAGGCUCAAUACUUACCUCAACCUUCUAACACUGGCAGUGUUGAUCUGAGCCAGAUCAGACCUGUCAACAGCGGCUCUGUAAGCAUCGCCGACGCCAUCGCUAAAGCGCGUAACAUCGCCGAGAACCGUGGCAUCGCUUCGUACGACCCACGUCAACAAUCUGCUGGACCACGCGAAGACCCACGCCUCGCCGGUCGCGGCUACCAGCAAUCACGUUCUCGAUCACGAUCACCACCUCGACGCGACAACUACAACGCGAACCCGUACCGUGAUGAGCGCCGAGAAGAUCCUCGCAGAGGCAGCUACCGUCGCUCUCCAUCUCCGGAUCGCGGAGGUGACAACUUCCGCGGAGGGCGAGAUCGAGGAGGCCGUGGCGAUGGCGGCAGCGAGGUCGAGACCAUUCGCGUGAAGUCUGGAUUGGUAGGACUGAUCAUUGGACGUAACGGUGAAAACCUGCGAAAAGUGGAAUCCGAAAGCGGCGCACGGGUACAAUUCGUUCAGGCGAAAGACUCCCACCAGGCGGAGCGCCAAUGCACAAUUUCCGGCUCUACACGUUCGCGGGAAGCUGCCAAAAGCGCAAUAUUCCAAAUCAUCGAGGAGAAUGGCGGGACUCCAGUCGCUCAAGAGAAAGGUGCUUACACUGCAGGUAUGCCCGGACGUGCCAAGGUCAACCUUCCUGCUUUGCGAGAAGGGGAGGCUAGUACCCAGAUCAUGGUUCCGGACAAGACUGUUGGUUUGAUCAUCGGACGAGGUGGUGAGACUAUUAAAGACCUACAGGAGAAGAGUGGCUGUCACGUGAAUAUUGUUGGCGAGAACAAGAGCGUCAACGGUCUUCGCCCGGUGAACCUUAUCGGCAGCGAGCGCGCCACUGCAACGGCGAGAGAAUUGAUUCUUGAGAUCGUCGAGAGCGACAGCCGCGGAGGCGGAGGCGGAGGCUCUGGAGUCAAUGUGACAAUGCCCGGAACCCGAGACCGAGGCUUUGACCAAGAUCGAGGCAAUCAGCGCAAUGGCGGCGGUGGUGGCGGUGGCCGAGGAGGCGGAGCUGGCGAUCAUGUCGAAAAGACGAUUCGAGUCCCAUCCGAAGCCGUCGGCAUGAUCAUUGGCAAAGGCGGCGAGACCAUCAAGGACAUGCAGCGCACCAGCGGCUGCAAGAUCAAUGUCAAUCAGCCGCAACCCCCGGAUGUGCACCGCAAUAUUGACCUGGCAGGUACCGCUCGUGCUAUGGAAGAGGCCGAGCGGAUCAUCUGGGAGAAGGUCGAGACUGUCCGCCAACGUGACGCUGCGGCCGGUCGCACUGGCGGCGGUGGCGGCGGCAGAGGAGGUGGCGGAGGAGGACGUGAUCAGCCCGCAUCGCAUGGUUACGAUGCAUACUCACAGAACCAAGCAGCCCCGGCCGUGCCCAGCUACGGACAGUACAGCGCACCGGCGCCGCAAGUACCCCCUCAGAUGCCGGCAUUCCAGAUGCCAGCCGUGCAGCAACAAGCUGCGCAACCGGCCAACGCCCAACCUGCUACCAAUGAAGCGUACGCUGCGUGGUAUCAGUGGUAUGCGCAACAGAUGCAGCAACAGCAGCAACCCGGAGGCGCUGCGCCUGGAACCCAGUGAUACGUUCAGCGAAGUUCUCGUGACGAUGAUGAGAUGAUGCCGUGAUUGGAUCGCCGUCGACCCAUGGUUUUCGCUUCAGUCAGCAGUUGACUGAUUCUUACGAUGAUACCCGUCUUUGGUUGCACUCGCGCAUGAUGUCGCCCGUCUAUGAGCUCGGCUUGCCUUCACUCCGGACAUGACACCUAUCGUACGCUGAACGCUCUCGCAUGGUGCCCUCGAUCACGUUUGACUGGUGACACUUGAGGUCAUAGCUUACUGAAGCUCAUGAGGCAUGAGGUCUCUUAUGGGUCGCCUUGUUGUGGCGCCCGUUUGUGGUGCAGCGCGCAUGUACCGAGGAGCUCUCGAUGCUGAUGAAAUCGCGUCAGGGUGACUACCUUUCACAAUAUCUUGCUCUGCUGCCUGCUUGCCUAUCUGGACUAGACCGUGUCACGGCUCAAGGUGCUCGCUGCAAAGCACAGUAUAAGGAACCUAUUCUAGAGACGAGCUUCGCACUUAGGACUACUCGAUGCAUUGUGGGUGACAGAAUGGGUUUUCGAUGCGGCUGCAUUGGCCGCAGGAGUUUGAGGACUGUACGCGAUAGGCGACGCAGAAUGUGUCUACUUCGAAUAAUGUCUUUUGGUGUAUAAUAUGGAUGCAUGCUGUAUGUGCAUGUUGCAUGUUUCUUGUAAGCCCA